Messenger RNA from Trachymyrmex cornetzi, 777 nucleotides. RefSeq names its product ras-like protein 2 (gene Ras64B). Gene Ontology annotation, molecular function: GTP binding; GTPase activity. The transcript is spliced from 4 exons. Gene Ontology annotation, biological process: signal transduction. Bases 1 to 600 code for a protein of 199 amino acids. The record is from RefSeq and is a predicted model, not a curated record. Gene Ontology annotation, cellular component: membrane. Lineage: Eukaryota; Metazoa; Arthropoda; Insecta; Hymenoptera; Formicidae.
AUGUCGAAAGUCGCUGACAGACAGAGCUAUGCGCAGCCCUACAAGCUCGUCGUCGUAGGUGGGGGCGGUGUCGGAAAAUCGGCGAUCACGAUACAAUUCAUCCAAAGUUAUUUCGUGACCGAUUAUGAUCCAACAAUCGAAGAUUCUUAUACAAAGCAGUGCGUUAUCGAUGAUGUGCCAGCUAAACUCGACAUAUUGGACACUGCUGGCCAAGAAGAAUUUAGUGCAAUGCGCGAACAAUACAUGAGAAGCGGCGAGGGAUUCCUCCUCGUGUUUGCCGUCACUGAUCACUCGUCUUUCGACGAGAUAUUAAAGUUUCACAGGCAAAUACUUCGGGUAAAGGAUCGAGAUGAAUUUCCUAUGCUGAUGGUUGGAAAUAAAGCAGAUCUGGACCAUCAAAGGAGUGUAUCAAUUGAGGAGGCACAGAAUAUGGCGCGUCAAUUGAAAAUUCCAUACAUUGAGUGUAGCGCUAAGCUACGGAUGAACGUCGAUCAAGCUUUCCACGAGCUGGUGAGAAUCGUCAGAAAAUUUCAACUGUCGGAACGGCCACCACUAAAACAAAAUUACAAGAAGAAUAAGAAGAAGUGUUGCAUGCUGUAAUAACAAAACUAUUUAUUCUGACGGAUUUAUCAUACUUAUCGGGUUGUAUUUUUGGUAAGUUCAGGAAAAAAAGAUAAGGAUAAAUUCAAAACUGCACAAAAAGAUAUACAUUUUUUAUAUAUUCUUAGGAAAUAAUUUACAUUUCCGCGAAAAUAAAAUUUUUUUGUGUUUAGAAUU